AUGACAUGGACAUCUUCAUUGGCUCGAAAUCAAGCAGAAGGCGUUGGCGAGAGUCUCCACUCUCUAGAUGUCAGUGCGACAUUGCGAAUCCAAUGCGCCAGCCAGCCAUCUGGCAGAUGCUGCAUCAACACGCCACUGACAGUCAUCUCGACGUCGGGAACUUGUAAUAAAGUUGCUUCGUCACUUUCGGGGCAGAAGGCGGUCGAGCUUCUUGAGGGGCUGUUGAGGGUCACCGCGGAGGGGCACAAGUUGCGUUGUAAACCAAACAACGACAUCCAUCCUUUCCUCCUCCCAUCCCCUCACCCACGUUGGGUGGCUUACUACACCGUGGCAGCACUCAGCCUAGCUGAGGCGCCUUUUCCUUCCUUUACACUUCACCCCUCAUCCAAUUCGCAUUGCACAUUGCAAGCGUUUAGGAAAAUGGAGAACUCGAAGCAUGGUUCCUUGCCGCUACUCGACAAAGUGCUGGGCCUAGAUGUCGACAACGCGGUCAUUGGCUUCACUCGGAUGUUGCUCCGAGUCACGAAGUGGGCUGCUCUGUUGGCCAAAUCUCCACCGAAUCUACUAUGGUACAGACAUCUAUUCGAACCCAGAACAAUCGAGAGACGAGCUCGCGAAGGAGCAAAGCCUCCGGUUCAAGAAAAAAGUCUCUGGCCUUAG
Acaulospora colombiana is the source of this 660-nucleotide messenger RNA. NCBI's taxonomy places the organism in Eukaryota, Fungi, Glomeromycota, Glomeromycetes, Diversisporales, Acaulosporaceae. The record is from the annotation of a GenBank genome assembly.